Corythoichthys intestinalis (scribbled pipefish) is the source of this 4080-nucleotide messenger RNA. It is a transcript of the gene mbd3b, whose product is annotated as methyl-CpG binding domain protein 3b. The record is from RefSeq and is a predicted model, not a curated record. Gene Ontology annotation, molecular function: methyl-CpG binding. Gene Ontology annotation, biological process: negative regulation of transcription by RNA polymerase II; DNA methylation-dependent constitutive heterochromatin formation. The transcript is spliced from 6 exons. The coding region runs from base 2579 to 3406 and encodes 275 amino acids. Gene Ontology annotation, cellular component: nucleus. Lineage: Eukaryota; Metazoa; Chordata; Actinopteri; Syngnathiformes; Syngnathidae.
UUUGUGAACGGGUCGCAAUGGCGUUGAACGAGCAGAAUGUGCAUUUAGGAAUACAGAAAUGUCAGUAAAUGAGUGGUUCUCAUCGAUACCGCGAAGGGGGUCCGCGUUUUGAUUGCAAGUAGCGAUGCAACGAUGUGCUCGCUCACUCUGUUUCGCAGGGUUGCAAUGUCGAGCUUCCCAAAUGAGAUGUUUUUUUCAUGUUUGCACUCUGGCGCAGCGGCGCGUCGACAAUGUGCCAUUUUGACAGAUCUUCAUAUGUUAACGCGAUGCUACAAAUCCCUUAUUUUCCAUCAGCAUAAACAGCAAUCUCUAUUAACGUUGUAAUGGAUGGUGCGUUUUACCGCACAUAAAAUUGAGACAUACGGCUUACAUUCAGCAUAAAAGAUCGACUUUGUUCAUUCAUAAUACCAGCAAAAGAGAGCGACAACGCUCGGUAUUGUGGUGAAAUGGCUCUCAGAUUUCGUGCAGCCGACGUAAAACCGAAGCGAACGUGGGUGACAUUUUAGAAACGUUCGUUGCAUUUAUUUGACCUUAAACGUGUUGAAAAUGGUCACUGUGCCUUCGCCGUGACUAUUUACGUUUACUCCGAGUAGUAGACAAGACAUCGUUAACGAUGCCGUUGGUUAACAUUGUUGCUAUCUGACACCGACGUCAAGGUAAACAACGGAGCUAGCUCUAUUUCCGGAAAAGUUUUUCACGAUAAAAUAGGAUGCAUUGGCGCCUGUCAGAUUUCUUCAUCGUUUCUCUCAACAUUUUUGACCUUGUUGAUAAUUAAAAACAACAACAUCAAACAUUAACUUCAAAAAGACCUGGCGUCCACAUCCGUGUACAUCAAAUUCAUUGAAUCAUAUAGGUUACAAAAAUAAUAUUUGUUAUAAAGGUGUGGACUAUAUGACGACCCAAAAAGUGUGUGUUUGUUUUUUAAAUAAACAUAUCCUCAGAAGUUGGUAGAGUAGCCAAAAAUUUUACGCAAACAAGAGUAGCGUUACUUCUAAAUAAUAUUACUCUGGUAAAAGUAAAAGUCAUCCAAAAAUUUACUCAAGUACAAGAAAAAAGCAUUCGUCUAAAUUAAGAAUACUUAAGUCAUGAGUAACAUUGUGAGUAACUGCUUACAAUGUCGGAAUAGAAAAUAUAAUAGGAUUUUUUUUCUCAGCACAACUAUAUGAACUGGUAUUAUUAUACUAUACUAUAACCUCAUAAAUCAACUAUUUGUCAAUAUUAGUUCAUCAACUAUAAAGCAAUGUUAACCCACCCAUCGCCUGACAUACCAUAGAACAGUGUUUUUCAAGCAGUGUGCCAUGAGAGAUCGUCAGGUGUGCCGUGAGAAAUUCUUCAAUAUUCUUCUAACUAUCUCUGCUGAUCACAUGUCAGUUUGUCAGCCAAUUGAAUGGAUGAAUGAGUCCAGGCGUUUUGCUUUGCUGCAUGCAUUCGCACAUUGACGUGACUCAUCAUCGUCAGACUCCGCAGCAGCUAGGGAAACCUCCAUGCCGUCGGUGGAAUAAAAUAAAUGAUAAAUAUCAGUGAAAACGGAUUACGCUACACAAGCACUUUAUUAUGCUUGCUGUUAACACUUGUGUAUGUAAAUCUGAUGUUGGUACAUUGUUUUCUUCUUGGAGAUGAAAUGCAUGAGUGGAAGCUUAGCAUUUUUUUUUUUUUAAAUAACGUUUUGACAGUUACAGUCAUAUUUUUGGAAUCAAAGCACCGUGUACCGGAACAGCAUUCUGGCCCUGAAUCUUAUACCGGAACUGCGUUUCUGACCGUUCUGGCCCACUCUCACCCCUGGGCGCCACUGAUAGAACAACGUUGUUUCAACAUCACUUGAUGUCGAAAAUUUAGAUGUCAACCAUACUGAUGAUUUUGAUAGAAAAUCAAUGUUUAUUCAAUGUCGGCCUGCUAUCUGAGUAUUAUCACAGAUAUUUACACUUAAGUUUUUUUUUUUAAUGACAAAAAUAGUCAUUUGCUCUGUAGAGGAUGAAUAAAGAAAAUUAGACGAGCAAUUUGGCUGGCUUCUCUAGAUUUUUAACUCAAGUUAACGCUAUUGAGUUUUUUUUUUUUAAUAAAGAAUUUAAAAAAAGAUGAAGUGGUAUUAGUUGACUUGAAAAUCCAACCGUGUUUUUUUUACACUGUACAAUUAUGAAUAUUAUUGCUGUUCACUAUUUUCUUCUAUAUUCAAUCAUCAAUAUCGUACUGCAUUUUUCAAUUUGCUAUUAAUGUAUGCUUUUAUUUUAGCAGUCGGUGAUGUUUUCACUUCCUGUCAUUUUCAUUCCUCCUCCCGGAGCCAGGAAGUCCUUGGCUCGGCUCGAGUUCUCUUGUUUUCCUCGCGGAUGUAGUUCCCUGCUGGGCCGUGUGACAAGGCGGGCUAGUAGUAGCUAGUAGUGAUGUGGCCGCGAGGACCGCGGGCGGCGGAGCGAUCUGCGUCACGACAAAGAGGAGCACCGAGACGUUAGCUUCGCAACUAGCCGGCGAGCUUGCGUUCCAGGCGCCGCGGCGCGUGUUCGUGCUAUGGUCGACGCUAAGCUAACAACGUCAAAAUACGUUAUUUUAAGACUAAUAACUUGAUUCAUAUUUGUACUCGAGAAUGGAGAAGAAAAGAUGGGAUUGCACUGCACUCCCCAAGGGCUGGAAAAUGGAAGAAGUGACCAGAAAGUCGGGUUUGUCCGCCGGAAAAAGCGACGUCUAUUAUUUUAGUCCAUCUGGGAAGAAGUUCCGGAGCAAGCCUCAGUUGGCUCGAUACCUCGGCAACCAAAUGGACCUGAGCUCCUUCGACUUCCGUACGGGGAAGAUGCUAAUGAGCAAACUGAACAAGAACCGGCAGAGGAUGCGCUACGAUAAUAACAACCAGAACAAGGGCAAACCAGACUUGAACACUUCACUUCCAGUCAGACAGACGGCCUCCAUUUUUAAACAGCCCGUUACCAAGGUUACCAACCACCCCAGCAACAAAGUCAAGAUGGAUCCACAAAAGGCAGUGGACCAGCCCCGUCAGCUGUUCUGGGAAAAGAAACUAAGUGGCCUGAAUGCUUACGACAUUGCGGAAGAGUUGGUGAAAACAAUGGAGCUGCCCAAAGGUCUCCAAGGCGUCGGUCCCGGCUGCACAGACAAGACGCUUCUGUCCGCCAUCGCCAGUGCACUCCACACCAGCGCCGCCCCCAUCACCGGCCAGCUGUCGGCCGCCGUAGAAAAGAACCCGGGCGUGUGGCUCAACACUACGCAGCCCCUCUGCAAGGCUUUCAUCGUCACCGACGAGGACAUAAGGAAACAGGAAGAGCUGGUGUACAGCGUGCGGAAGCGUCUGGAGGAGGCGCUCAUGGCUGACAUGUUAGCACACGUAGAGGAGGCUGCGGCCGGUGAAAGCGACGCCAUCAAGGACGAAGGAAACGGCAGCGAGGACAUGGAAAGCGUAUAGCCGAGGCAGACCGCAGUCUUUUUCAUCUCCUGAGCGGAUGUCGGACGAGCUUUCUUAACGUCCGCCACUAAACUCAAGCGGACUGACCGCGAUGUCUGUUGUGGUCGCUAGAUGGCAGCCUCGCGUGGAAAAAAAAGAAGCCCCCUUAACCAAAACAGGAAGUGACAUCCUCCGAACUGUUCACAAAGUAAAUGUCACAGCCUGUGCUGGAUGAGAAUUGAAUUGAAUUCAAAUUUAGGAGUGUUUUUAUUUUCUUGACAAAAAUGUCGGGAAAUGUUUGAGUACAUUCUCAUUUUUUGAAGAUUUGACAUGCAGGUUUUACGUAUUUUGCAUAAGUUUUUAAAUUUGAACUAUGCCCGAUUUAUGUACCAAGUACAGAUUGUCGCGCACGCGUCAAUUUGGGCAUCCUCAUGAUCACGCACAAACCUUUAUCUGUUUUUGUUUUUCAUAAUACUGUAUGUGUCAUGGUGGCAACACAUAACUGAUGUCAAAGAAAACCACAGUCAUUACUUAAUAAGGACUUGAUAGUUCAUGCUUUUAUUUUCUGGUUUAAAUCUUUCAUUGUUGCUGUAUAAUGUUAAAUACUUCCCACUGAAAUUAUCUGUUCAAUAUCAUCAGAUGAAUGCUGAUGUGAAUUUGAUUGUAUUUGGUGAAUAAAAGUCACUGCCGUUAAA